Alternaria alternata is the source of this 1586-nucleotide messenger RNA. RefSeq lists its product as hypothetical. The coding region runs from base 93 to 1511 and encodes 472 amino acids. Gene Ontology annotation, molecular function: protein binding; tRNA (guanine(46)-N7)-methyltransferase activity. Gene Ontology annotation, biological process: RNA (guanine-N7)-methylation. The record is from RefSeq and is a predicted model, not a curated record. NCBI's taxonomy places the organism in Eukaryota, Fungi, Ascomycota, Dothideomycetes, Pleosporales, Pleosporaceae. Gene Ontology annotation, cellular component: cytosol; tRNA methyltransferase complex; nucleus. The transcript is spliced from 5 exons.
GGGUGGCCCCUGCUCGCGUAACGCGCUAGCGCAUUCUGAGCCUCAUAGAAAAGUAGUAUCAACUCCACCAGGCAGUGUCCGACGCAAACAUCAUGUCUGUUCCCUACCAGUGCAUUGUAGCGCACAGCUCAGAAUCUGCGGGAGAGUGGGUGAUAUUCGGUGCGAGCGGCUCCAAGAUCGUAGCUCAUUCCAGUCGUGGGGCAACGACGACAUGGCCACCGCAAGACAAUCAGAUUGAAGAUCAGCAGGAGGGCGAUUCCGAAGAGCGACCAGGAAAACGCAUCAAAUUGGAACAACCGAAGGAGCAGAAGUCGAAUUUUUCCAGUCUCAUUCUUUCAAGCGAUGGACAAUACUUGGUUGGCAUAACUGGUGAAGACAAAUGCAUUCGCGUCUUCCAGAUCGAUUCACAGAACCGACUGCAGCAACUUAGCGAAAGGUGCAUGUCGAGACGACCUUCUUCGAUCAUUCUUACAUCCGAUAACACGACUAUCUUGUGUGCAGACAAGUUUGGCGAUGUGUAUGCACUUCCACUUCUCCCAUCACCUGACGACGAUAAAGUAGAAGAGCCAUCUGAAACACCAGCGACUGCACAGCCGGACCAGAAAGAAUGGAUGCCUUCCGCCACUACCCUGACCGUUCAUUCUGGUAGAAAUAGGAAGACUCUCGAAGAGCAGCUUAAGCAGAAAGCGAAGGGACCAGCGAAAUCCAAAGAGCCUAUGCGAUUCAAGCACGAGUUGCUCCUUGGUCACGUUUCUAUGCUCACGGAUGUCGUUUAUACAAAGGUAGAGGGCCGAAGCUACAUCAUCACAGCAGAUCGAGACGAGCAUAUCAGAAUCUCAAGAGGCCCGCCGCAAGCACAUAUUAUUGAGGGCUUCUGCUUCGGCCACGAGGCGUUCGUAAGCAGACUUUGCUUCACACAGUCUGGUCAACUUGUAUCUGGUGGUGGUGACGAUCACUUGUUUGUCUGGGACUGGCAAAAUGGUCUUUUGAGAGAGAAGCUGGCCAUCCGAGAUCUCGCCUUUGCCCAUCUCCAGGAGCGUGGCUUGGUUCUGGCAGGUGUAGAGUCUGCGACUUUCAAAGUUGCGGUUACGGGCAUUUGGAGUUUACCAACUAGAGACGGGGCUGAAACUAUCCUCGUGGCGUGCGAGGGUGUACCCGCGCUAUUCGGCUUCACACUAGGUGUAUCCACCUUGGGAAAUUCCAUCCCAUUGAGCGGUAACGCACUUGGUGUUGCCAUUAUACACACCUCUACAGGGUCGCUGAAACUCGCCGUCUCGAUCGACAGCGUCCAAAAGCCAGGCUCAACGACUGAAGUUCGGGAAGACAAAGUGCCAAGAUUGCGAUGCCUCGCCAGACAGCAAGCUGGCGGAUGGCACGAAGAUCCUGAGCUGGCAAACAUGCUGAAGAUCUUCGAGCAGGGUGGUGACAAGCUGCUUGCAGAUGACAAAGCAGUGCGAGACAUGCUCUACAAUGUGGAGAAUCUCAGAAAGCGUCCAGGCGCAGAAGAUUAGAUAGCAGCGUUGCAAGACCACAACGGACUUGAGAUGCUCCUUCCAAGCGCGGGGCCGAUAUACGAAGAUAGAAAG